Molecule: messenger RNA, 1246 nt
Organism: Diachasmimorpha longicaudata
Lineage: Eukaryota; Metazoa; Arthropoda; Insecta; Hymenoptera; Braconidae
Product: probable phosphatase phospho1
Exons: 3
Coding region: 211-933 (240 amino acids)
Molecular function (GO): phosphatase activity
Source: RefSeq, a predicted model, not a curated record
UAAGAGAGUAGUCACUUCCUCAGUAGGAGAUUACAACAGUCUUGAAGAUAUUUCCGUAACGUCGGAACGAAUAGUGGAAUUUUUGUGAUCGUGAGGCUGUUAAGAUCAUUCACCUCUCAAGUAACCUGCAGUAUUACUCAGGGAAUUCCUGAGAAUGUUCCCAUGAACAUCUGAAAUUUCUAGAAGUACUACCACUUCAACAUAUUCCAGAUGGAGAGUUCUCUGCUGAUUGCUUUUGACUUCGAUGACACAAUAAUAAACGGAAACACUGAUCAUGUUGCCUAUAACAUGAUCCCCGGUGGGCUCCCCGAAGACGUUAAGGAGCUGUACCAGUCAGGUGGAGGGUGGACGGAGUUUAUGAGAAGAUGCUUUCAACUGUUGCAUGCAGCGAAAGUACCCAGAGAGGACCUGGAAGCAACUGUGAAGGCCAUUCCAAUGGUCCCAGGGUUCGAGGACCUUCUGGAGAACUUGUACACCUACAAUUGUGAAGCGAUAAUUAUCAGUGACUCGAACUCGCUCUUCAUCCAAAACUGGUUGGAGCAUCAUAAGCUGAAGCACCUGAUAAGGAGAGUCUUCACGAAUGCUGCGUACUACGACGAGGAUGGACUGCUCCACCUGGAGGAAUACCACGUCCAGAAGUCCUGUGAGCUCAGCGAGAGAAAUUUGUGCAAGGGAGCCGUGCUGGACAUAUAUAUGAGGCUGCGAGCGUGCCAGGGAAUGAAUUUCCAGAAGGUGGCUUAUGUGGGGGAUGGGAAGAACGACUUCUGUCCGAUGUUGAAAUUGUCUGAGAACGAUCUGGUGUUCCCCAGACAGGACUACCCAAUCAUGAACUACCUGAGCAAUCCAGAGAAACCCUCGGUGAGGGCGGAAAUUAUACCUUGGAGGGAUGGCAAUGAUAUCUGGAGGGAACUUCGUGCUCGAAUAGAUUUUUAAUCGUUUAGAAUGUGGAAAUAUUGGUUUCCAUAGAGGUUCAUAUUGAUGAAGCAGAACUUCCAUCCCCUGUCCAUAAAGAAAUGCUAUUGUAUCAUCAGAAUUUUCCGGAUUUUCACAUAUUGUCAAUCCUUGUAAGUCUGACACACACGUUUGGAUGACUUUUCUCGGUUGCAUAUCCAAAUGCCCGUUCCAAAAAUAGUAGUCGUGCAAGACCACUAUUUGGUCAAUGCCAGCCGUCAAUAAUUGAUUAUGAGGCAUAAAUUUUAUACCUGAAAAAAUUAUUUUUCAAUAAAUUAAUUACUAAUCAGUGAAA